CAACAGAGUCUAGUGCAACAAAACCAACUCCGAGCCCCCAUGUAUCGCCGAUGAACUCGGAUACUUACUUCAAGCUACUCAAAAAGUCCCAAGUCGUUGAGCAUUUAGUGCAGUUGAGCUCGCAUGUUGGUCAAAGUGAGCAACAAGUGCGUCGUCUUCAGAGUGAACAAGCACGAGCUCAAUGCGUACAGGACCGAGUAUUCGCCGAACUUGAGAGAUAUCGUCGCCAGGUCGUCGACGUGCAGCAUCAAUUCUUAGGACUAAUCGAAGCUCUUACAGCGCUGUGCAUGCGAGAAGAAGAGUUCCAACUUGUCACCGCUGACAAACCUGAUGAUCUUGGACGUCAUGACGCUAUUAGCGCAGAAGACCAGACACUCCUGGACUUGCAUCGUGCUUCUUCACCAGGUACAGAGUCAACUUCUGCCUCGGGUUCCACACUGGAGACACAGGCACUGGCCGCUGUCGGUCGUCAACGAGUACAGCAACUUGAAGUUAUUUGCGCGCGGUACGAGCGACAACUCGUUGGUUCUGAGACUGCACUCUCGCAAGCAAUUUACUCCGAUGCCGCACGAGAAAGCGCAGCGAAGAUCGUGCAACUAGAAGCGAAAAACCAGCACCACGAAGCUGACAACCAGGCACUCCAAGCUCAGCUGGAACUUGCACGGGGACAAGUUGCACAUUUACAGGAACAACUCGCACAAAGCCAAGAGCGUCGAACCACACUCGAACACGUGAAGCAGCAACUUGAACAAGAACUCACAAGACAUAUAACAGCAAUACAAAGGUUCGCUGCGGAUCUACAGACAGAGCUGCGCAGACGUUACGGUGUUGUGCCUUCAGUUCUGGAGUUGAAAUGGCAGCACUACUUCCCUCGACUGAGUCGGCCAUUCUAA
Phytophthora nicotianae INRA-310 is the source of this 893-nucleotide messenger RNA. RefSeq lists its product as hypothetical. NCBI's taxonomy places the organism in Eukaryota, Oomycota, Peronosporomycetes, Peronosporales, Peronosporaceae. The record is from RefSeq and is a predicted model, not a curated record. Bases 51 to 893 code for a protein of 280 amino acids. The transcript is spliced from 4 exons.